AUGAAGUCUGAAGACCGCGACUCACUUCUCAGAAAAGUACCAAGUGGCGUGGGUCAGGUGGCCAACAUAGCGCAGCUUGCCGGGGUGGACGUAUAUGGGCUCAUCACGAUGAUCGUGGAGGCGGCAAGGACAGUUAGAAGGAACCGGGAGACCUGCCAGCUGCUGGCGCGGCGUGUGAAGAUGAUUGGAGACCUUCUCCAGCAGCUCGAGAGCACACAGCUGAUGCAGCAUACAGAGACAAGGAACCCAGUUGAGCAGCUGGAGGAGACACUCCGGCAUACAUACAUGCUCAUCAGAUCCUGUCAGGACGGCAGCUACCUCUACAGCUGGUUUAUGGGAGGGAAGCAAGCUGACCAGCUCCAUCAGGUGCAGAAUGAGAUCGCCUUCUACCUCCAACUCUUCCCGCUCGUUGGAUUUGUUGAUACCAGUCGGACCUGGGCACGGCUUCUGCACAAAGCUCAACCCCUCGGUACAGAGGAUACUAUGGGUGAGUUACAUGCGGUCCAUCCUUCAGAACAUAACAUCAGAACAGAGGCACUCAAGGAAAUUCAUUUAGAAGAUCCGGGAAUUCCCCCUUGUGCAAAAUCUGACGAAGAACAAAAUACAACCAUGAAUAUGGAGGAAAUAGUCAAUCUCAUAGGUGUUGGAAAAGGUGCAGAGCUACCCUAUUUUAGUUUCUCUCAGAUAUUGGCUGCUACAGACAAUUUGUCAUUGCGGAACUUGCUUGGAAAUGGUGUAUUCGGCUGUACCUACAAGGGGAAACUGCCUGAUGGGCUCGAUAUUGCUAUCAAAAGACACAACACAUCUUGCCUAUCAGAGUUCCAAGCUGAGAUUGAAGUCAUUCCGAAUCUUCGACAUAAAAAUAUAAUUUCGCUACUUGGGUUUUGUGUUCAAGGAAAAGAAAAGAUACUUGGCUAUGAAUAUAUGUCGAACAAUAGCUUGGCAGCCGUCAUUUCUGAUGAGACAAAAAGGAAAUUGCUUAAUUGGUCAAAGCGUCUUCAAAUAAUCAAAGGGAUAGCAGAUGGCCUUGUUUAUCUGCAUCUGCAUUCUCAGAUGUGCAUUGUCCACAGGGAUCUGAAACCAAGUAAUCUCCUGUUGGAUCCUGAAAUGAAUGCUAAAAUUUCUGAUUUUGGUCUUGCUAAAAAGCUAGCUCCAGAUGCAAUUGCAGAAGAUAUUGUAUGCGGCACAUAUGGCUAUGCAGAUCCUGAAUAUGUUACUACCGGAAAGUUAUCGCAGAAGGCAGAUGUAUACAGCUUUGGCAUUGUAGUUCUCGAGAUAAUAUGUGGAAACAACCCUUGGUUUUAUAUGGUGAAGGCGAAGAAGGGCUCAUCUCCAGGAUCACUUCCUGAUCAUGCAUGCAAGUAUCUGAAGAGGCCCCGCAAGCUUGUUGACCCACUGCUACGCGCUAGCAAGGGUGAGAGAGCUCAGAUUGCGGAAUGCGUUAAGGUGGCUCUGCUGUGCGUCCACUGUCGUGCUGAAUGUAGGCCCGCCAUGUCGGAGGUUGUGGCGAUGCUCUGCGGCGUCGGGAGUGGGAGAUCGUCACCAGCUUACUGCUGUCACUGA
This is a messenger RNA of Triticum turgidum subsp. durum (durum wheat), 1563 nucleotides long. Lineage: Eukaryota; Viridiplantae; Streptophyta; Magnoliopsida; Poales; Poaceae. The record is from the annotation of a GenBank genome assembly.